Seriola dumerili (greater amberjack) is the source of this 2852-nucleotide messenger RNA. RefSeq names its product mothers against decapentaplegic homolog 4-like. The record is from RefSeq and is a predicted model, not a curated record. Gene Ontology annotation, molecular function: RNA polymerase II cis-regulatory region sequence-specific DNA binding; DNA-binding transcription factor activity, RNA polymerase II-specific; I-SMAD binding. Bases 75 to 1751 code for a protein of 558 amino acids. The transcript has 11 exons. Gene Ontology annotation, cellular component: heteromeric SMAD protein complex. Lineage: Eukaryota; Metazoa; Chordata; Actinopteri; Carangiformes; Carangidae. Gene Ontology annotation, biological process: SMAD protein signal transduction; transforming growth factor beta receptor signaling pathway; BMP signaling pathway.
CAGACCCGCAGACCGACAGCCGGUCUCACCGUCACAGCAGCGGAUCACAGCCGAGUGGAGAGAUCCGAGUCCCGAUGACCAUGUCGGUGCUCAGCCCCGCCCCCAGCAGCAGCGACGCCUGCCUCAGCAUCGUCCACAGCCUCAUGUGCCACCGGCAGGGCGGAGAGAACGAGGGCUUCGCCAAGCGCGCCAUCGAGAGCCUGGUGAAGAAGCUGAAGGAGAAGAAGGACGAGCUGGACUCGCUCAUCACCGCCGUCACCACCAACGGCGUCCACCCCAGCAAGUGUGUGACCAUCCAGAGGACGCUGGACGGACGGCUGCAGGUAGCAGGUAGGAAAGGUUUCCCUCAUGUGAUCUAUGCCCGUCUGUGGCGUUGGCCUGACCUCCAUAAGAACGAGCUGAAGCACGUCAAGUUCUGUCAGUUUGCCUUCGACCUGAAGUACGACAGCGUGUGUGUGAAUCCCUACCACUACGAGAGGGUGGCAUCCCCGCCCACAGGUCCUCAGUCUCUCAUAAAGGAGGAGUUCAUUCAGGACUGUCUGCAGAUCGACCUGCCCCCCCAUCCCGACCCAUACAACCAGCCCCACCCCGUCAGCUUAUAUCCCAGCAUGCCUCUGUCUCCUCCAGGCAGCAGCUCCAUGACGCCUGCAGCUCUGUCCGCCAGCGGAGGGGGAGGGGUCUGUGGCAGGAGUGGAGGUGGUGUCGGUGGGGGUGUCAGCAGCGAGGGCCCAGGUCUCCUUCAGAUCGCCCCGCCUCAGAACCAUGGGGCUCAGGCCUCGCCGCCUCACCCGAACCCCCCCCACACCCCUCAGCCUCCCCACCCUCCCACUCCCACCUCAUCACAUCAGCAGAACCCCGAGUACAGCAGCCCCCCCAAAACUGCCACCUGGUCAGGCAACAGCCCCGCCCCCUACAGCCCUGCAGGACCUCAACAGAGUGGGCGGAGCCACCAGCAGCCUCCAUUACAUCAUCAUCACCACGCCCCCAAUACUCACUUCUGGUCACAGCAUCACAGCACCGCUCCGUAUCCACAGCCAGUGUCCAACCACCCAGGUCCAGAGUUCUGGUGCUCAAUCUCGUACUUUGAGUUGGAUGUUCAGGUCGGGGAGAUGUUUAAGGUCCAGUCCAGCUGUCCUCUGGUGACGGUGGACGGAUAUGUGGAUCCUUCAGGAGGAGAUCGCUUCUGUCUGGGACAGCUGAGCAAUGUCCACCGUACUGCUGCCAGCCACCGUGCCAGGCUCCACAUCGGUCGGGGGGUUCAGCUAGAAUGUCGGGGGGAGGGGGACGUCUGGAUGCGUUGCCUUAGUGACCACUCGGUGUUCGUUCAGAGUUUCUACCUGGACCGAGAGGCCGGCCGAGCACCUGGAGACGGAGUCCAUAAGAUCUACCCCGGAGCUUAUAUCAAGGUGUUUGACCUGCGGCAGUGUCACAGACAGAUGCAGCAGCAGGCAGCAGCAGCUCAGGCAGCUGUAGCGACUCAGGCGGCUGCAGUUGCCGGUGCGAUUCCUGGACCAAACAGUGUGGGAGGGAUCGCCCCUGCUGUCAGUGUGUGUUCAGCGGCAGGUCUGGGAGUGGACGAUCUUCGCAGGUUGUGUAUUGUGCGUCUGAGCUUCGUUAAAGGUUGGGGGUGUGAUUACCCACGACAGAGCAUCAAAGACACCCCCUGCUGGCUGGAGGUUCACCUGCACCGAGCGCUGCAGCUGCUCGACCAGGUGCUGCACACACUGCCGCCACGAGAACACACACUCUGACAGACUGCAGCAGGCGUGUGUGUGUGUUUUCUCUGUCGGUUGCAGUGUGUUUGAGUCAAAAGAGGAUUCGUCCACAGCUGUGAUGUCAUCUGAAUGAUCUAAGCUGUCAGAGUUGAUAAGCCCCACCCACCCAGUCCUCCUACAGACAGGUGUAAACAAACACAACGCGCUCAUUGGUCAAUCAGACAGGUACAGACCUCCAAGCUUCAGACAAUCAGCCAAUCACGGCAUCUCAUUGCUCUCAAUCAAAUGAGUUUCCACGGAUACCAGCAUCCAUUAAAGGGUCAGUUCACACAAAAUCAGGAAGGAGAAAAUUGUACAUAUGGAUGAACAGGGACGAUAGAACGAUCAAUCCUGAGCUGUCCUCAGUCACAUGACUCAACAUGUGAGAGCAGAACCAGAUCUAAGCCACAGUCCUGAUCUAGCCUGACUCCGACCCCUGUUUCCUGCAAACCUUUUGUCGUCACUUAACUGCCACAGAUGAUUUUCUUUUUAUUUGUUCAGGUUUGCAGAUUUCUCUUGGUCCCACAGUCUAACAUUAACAGUGACGGGGACUGAACUCAGACACAUGAAACCAAAGCUUUGUUGUACGAUUUUAUUAUUUCAUCAGAUUUACCAUCCAGUUGUGGAGGUUGUAAAGUAAUACCACAUCAGUACAUCAAAAAUAAAUCAAUAUUAAAAAUGCUGUUCUCUGACAGGCUAUAGAUUAUAGUGCUGACACGUGCAGUGAAUCUUAAGACAUAUACAAUAGACCUGAGAGUUUUUCUUAUCACACAUCUUAACAUCUUGACAUCACUGUUUGAGUCUAUUCACAAUAUAAUUUAACAGGAGGGAGAAAAUCUAUUGUUUGUAGUUUGACUGAACUGACUCUUUCACCUGUUGCUCAGCAGCAGCCGUCUCCACACAGUGAUGUGGGACUGCUCCUUUAACAUCUCGCUGACAGUUUAUUUAUUUUCAUUUUAUUGAUUAUCCACCAAAGAUUGAUUUCCUGCUCUUAGUGACAUCAUAUCCUGUUUACUUUGUGAUUCAGCUUCACUCUGAUCUGUCAGAUUAUUUAUUCUGUCGUCUGGUUUUUUUCUCUUUCAUCUUUUUAUGGUGUUA